AGACGCGGACAUUACCGAGAGGACAGAAUGAAAGAAGUCGGGGUUCUGUGCGUUCUUGGGGCGCUGCUCGUAGCUCAGUGCGCCUCCGUCAUCAGAGUCCCUCUUCAUAAAACCAGGAGCCUGCGCCGCCUGAUGAACGACAACGGGAGGUCUCUGGAGGAGCUUCGAGCUUUAGCUCAGACCUCAGAGGCUGCAGKCAGCGCUCCUUCCUCCGGACUGCCGGUGGAGAGGCUCACCAACUUCAUGGAUGCCCAGUACUACGGGGUGAUCAGCAUCGGCACUCCUCCGCAGGACUUCUCUGUGCUCUUUGACACCGGCUCCUCCAACCUCUGGGUCCCCUCCAUUCACUGCUCCUUCUUCGAUGUGGCCUGCUGGGUUCAUCACAAAUACAACUCGAAGAGGUCGAGCACGUACGUUCAGAACGGCACCAAGUUCUCCAUCCAGUACGGCAGAGGUAGCUUGUCUGGCUUCAUCAGCGAGGACACGGUCUCAGUGGCAGGCCUGCCUGUGACCAAUCAGCAGUUUGGUGAGGCUGUGCAGCAGCCCGGCAUCACCUUCGCCGUUGCCCGGUUUGACGGGGUCCUGGGGAUGGCGUACCCCUCCAUCUCGGUCGCUAACGUCCUCCCGGUGUUCGACACAGCUAUGGCUAAGAAGCUCCUGCCCCAGAACCUUUUCUCUGUUUAUAUAAGCAGAAACCUGACGGCAUCAGUCGGAGGGGAGUUGGUUCUGGGUGGGACCGACCCGCAGUACUACACCGGAGAGCUACAAUACUUUAACGUGACGAGGAAGGCCUACUGGCAGAUCGGCAUGAACAGCGUUGAUGUUGGAAAUCAGCUGACCCUUUGCAAAACCGGAUGCCAGGCAAUCGUCGACACAGGAACGUCCCUGAUGGUCGGUCCUGCAGCAGAGAUCAAAGCGCUGCACAAAGCCAUCGGAGCUCUGCCCCUGGUGAUGGGAGAGUACUUUAUUGACUGCAAGAAGAUUCCAUCACUUCCUGUUGUUUCAUUCAACAUCGGAGGGAAGAUGUUUAACCUGACCGGGGAGGAUUAUGUCCUGAAGGAGAGUCAGAUGGGCGUGUCCAUCUGUCUGUCCGGCUUCAUGGCCAUGGACAUCCCGCCUCCUGCUGGGCCCCUCUGGAUUCUGGGAGAUGUGUUCAUUGGGAAGUACUACACCGUGUUCGACAGGAGCGCAGAUCGAGUCGGGUUCGCUGCUGCCAAGUAGAAAAUGGAACAUGACAGAACAACACAACGUACUGCGAUUCUUAACUCGUGUAAUAAUAAUUAGACUUUAAAGGUUUCAUCACUGUAAGAACUGCUGUCUCACMUUUGAUUUUAAAGUUAAGAUACAGGAUAAAUAUAAAUGGUUAAAUCAGCAAUGUCGAUGUUCUGCUACUGAUAAAAUGACUUUUCUUUUUGUUGCACUUAAAUGUGAAGUUGCUUUUUAUUUCUAAAGUUUAAUAUUAGGGUGAUUUUAACAAUGCACUCUGUUUGCACCGUUUUGCAAUAACGAACAAACAAACAUGCUUUUUUUUUAAGAAACAUUUUUGGACAUUUAAAUGAACAUUGAGUAAUAAAUAUCUUACCUGUUGUAGAUUUUUGAAAAAAUUUUGUUUGGAGAAAAAGUGYUGACAUUCCUUCAGGAAGUACCUCAGGCUGCUUCAGAAGUGCUACAGCUAGCUGCCUCUGCUAUAAUAUAUAUGUAAAUAAAAGUAGGAGGAAUCAGCCUUACAUGCCAAAGUUUUAAACAAAUCUUGCACAAACAGUUUCUCUGAACUGUUGCUGUUCAAAGCGUUAUCUGCAGCAGGUAAGAUGUUUAUUCGUGUUUUUUAACAGAACCUCAGGAUGUCUAAACUAUAGCUGAAUGAACCACAUUUCUAGUUAUAAACAAGCAUCAAAAAUCAUCAGAUUUCUGAACAAUAAAGUUAAAUUAUAUCUCUUACCGUGCUUUUAUUGUACCAAAGUCUGAACAAAACAAUAAAAACUUUUUUUUGGA
This is a messenger RNA of Austrofundulus limnaeus, 1992 nucleotides long. RefSeq names its product napsin A aspartic peptidase (gene napsa). Gene Ontology annotation, biological process: proteolysis. The coding region runs from base 28 to 1221 and encodes 397 amino acids. Gene Ontology annotation, molecular function: aspartic-type endopeptidase activity. NCBI's taxonomy places the organism in Eukaryota, Metazoa, Chordata, Actinopteri, Cyprinodontiformes, Rivulidae. The transcript has 10 exons. The record is from RefSeq and is a predicted model, not a curated record. Gene Ontology annotation, cellular component: lysosome.